Aaosphaeria arxii CBS 175.79 is the source of this 882-nucleotide messenger RNA. RefSeq lists its product as uncharacterized. Lineage: Eukaryota; Fungi; Ascomycota; Dothideomycetes; Pleosporales. The transcript has a single exon. The coding region runs from base 1 to 882 and encodes 293 amino acids. The record is from RefSeq and is a predicted model, not a curated record.
AUGGCCAGCAGCAUUUGCAACAGCGACUGGCGUCGAUGGUUGAAAAUUCAAACCCGGGAAUUCGCCCCAGAUUCCGCAACCAAACUUGACUGCUUUGGAAACCUUCCUGGGGAAAUUCGCAAUGAGAUAUAUCAAGAACUGAUCUUUGGCGAGGAUGAUCAAGAAGACAAGCCUUGCUCGGUCGCAAAGACUGACGGCAGCCGUUUCAGCAUUGCUGCCACAUGCCGAAAGUACCGACAAGAAGCCAUGUCCUGGUAUUACUCCAAUGCACAUUUCCACCUCUCGUCUAGUAAGUCGUUCGUAAGGAAGUGGUUCCCAAGGAAGUGGAGAUAUCUACCCUGCAAUCUACCAAUACGUCUCACGGAUGUCAAAUAUCUUAGAAGGCUUACGCUUUCACUGCAAACGGUACCCUCCACCCUGGAUAGGGAGGUGAAACCCCAGGAUCUGCUUGUACCAUUGGUUGGACAGAAUCUUAGAGAAGUAGCGAUCCAGAUUCGCGGGAGGCACGACGACUACGCCAACAGCGCUUUCGUGCUGGACCAACAGCACACAGUCAUCAAAGCUCUCAUAGUCCUUCUGCAUUCUCUCAAAAAGGCUAGAGUUGUGCUCGAAUUUGAGGAUGUGUUCUUCACUCCCGGCGUUACUGAAGAGUUACUGGAUGCAUACUACGAGAACAGGCCACAGUCUGCGGAACACAAUUUGGACAUCUCCGGCCGAUAUACAUCCUCCUUCUGGAAUACCUUUCUCCUCAGCAAUGGUUCAACCGGUCCGAAAAGGCGAUUGCAAUACCCCCACGAGGUGCUCGAACACAAAAAGAGAAGCACGACCUCAUCUCAAUUAGGAGAUUUUCGAUGGGCGGGCCCAAUUACGAUACUUGAUUGA